Arabis nemorensis is the source of this 198-nucleotide messenger RNA. The record is from the annotation of a GenBank genome assembly. Lineage: Eukaryota; Viridiplantae; Streptophyta; Magnoliopsida; Brassicales; Brassicaceae.
AUGAUUUCACCGUCGAGACCUAAUUCGAUUCCACCGGGAAAAUCUCUGUCGCCGAUGAAUUCACCGCCGAGACCUAACACGAUUCCAUCUGAUCAGCAUUCUUCGGCUCUUGAUCUGAGCGACAAAACUCAGUACGCACUUCAAUGUGAAGAAGAAAUAGCCACCGCUUCCUCCUUGGUAGAACCAGAAGAGGUUUGA